CCCACGACUUUGAGCAUCUUGAUUUUGUACUAGGCAUAGCAUUCGCAACCCAGGAACGACCAAUAACAAACAUGUCGGACGAAGACAAAGAGCUGUUGGCGCGCAUCGGCCAACUUGCUGGCCAAAUCAAUCGACACAAAAGCCAGCAAGCCAACUACCGCUCCGUCCCGCCGACGCAUCAACCAGUGCGCCACCGAGGAAACGCCUAUCGUCAAGCAAGCGCGCCUUACCCGAGCAGAGGAUACAGCGGCCGGCCAGCCGCCACGCACCGCAACAGAACAUUGCAUCUCAACGCUUCGGCAUCUGCUUCAGGAUCUGCCUCGAGCUCGGCCGCCCCCAGCCCUGCUCCUACGACCCCGGGCUGGGUGAGCAAAAACGAUCGCCACCGCCAGCUCAUCAACGCCAACAUAUAUGAGAAAGAGAGCCAGAAUCGAGCCAAAGCUAUCGAAGAGACUCGCCAGAGAAAGAUGAAAGAUCAGAAGCGCCGGGAAAAGCAACGAUUCAGCGAAUUCCUUCGCCACCAGGCCACGGUGGAUGGAUUUGCAGGCACGAGCACGAGCACGAGCACGAGCACUAAUCCCGCAGUUACAAAUGAAAUAACGGUAAACGGCAUUCGCUUCCGCGUCUUGGAUGGAGGGAAGAAACUCGUUAAGACACCUGGUGACCCUCUCCCCCCUACGAUGACGCCAAAGAUGACCGUUAUUGCCGGUGUCAAGUUCCAUCGUACAAAGACUGGAAACCUUGUGGCGCAGAGGAUAGUCAAAGACCACCGUCGAUCUGGUAUGGUCAAAAAACUUGAUCAACGAUGCAAAAUCUUUUCAACGACUGGUAAUUGUUCUUGUUCGAAAGGCCCGGCCUGCCGAUACGUCCAUGACCCUGACAAGGUGGCUCUUUGCAAGGAUUUCUUGAAAGAUGGCAAGUGUCCCAACGGCGAGUCUUGCGAUCUCUCUCAUGAGCUUACCCCAGAACGUGUUCCGAACUGUUUGCACUUUGCCAAGGGACAAUGCUCCCGGCCUGACUGUCCCUUUACCCACUCCAAAGCCUCUCCAAGUGCCCCCGUAUGCGCGGCAUUUGGAUUCUGCGGAUACUGUGACAAGGGUGCAGACUGCACCGAUCGCCAUGUCUUCGAAUGCCCAGACUUCAGCAACACCGGUUUCUGUAAGACCAGGGGAUGUAAGCUGCUCCAUCGUGAGAGGGCAAGCGUCCUCCGAAAUCAGGCCAAACAGCGCGACGAGGCCCAGGAUGUCUCUAGCGAAGAUGAAUCAGUCGACUCUAACGAUGUCGAUUCUGACGAAGUGGCCGAGUUCCUCGAGGGCGAUUCGGAUGAUUCCGACUUUGACAACCCAAAAGACUAUCUCCCCCUUUAACCGAGUCAAAGUAGAUUAUUUCUUCAUCGUCCCUUGGACAUGUCGAGUCGAUUACCAUUCAGCGCCUCUGCAGUUUUCAUACCUUGAAUUUUUGGAGAUUACAUGCUAUUCUUUUUUUUAUUCUUGUUUUCUUUUUAUUUAGCAAGCAGUUCAAAUUCUAUAGCAAACGACAAAAGACAUGAAGCUCAUGUCGGUUUGGGAAAUGGGCUUUAUACUAAAGAUACCCUGUUAUUCAGCAUUUUAACGUCAUGCCUAUUUUCCUCCCUCCUCCCUCGGAGGCUGCAGGGGUUACAAAUAAGACGACGAAUAUAAUGCCGAGAGAAGAAAAAGAAAAAAGGAAGAAGAAAGAAUAAGGGAAGAGAAGACUUUUGAAUAGGAAAGAGAGAGAAAUAAAAAACGAUAUAUGUUAGUAGAGGAAAGAGAAUAAAAAGAUUGAG
Trichoderma atroviride IMI 206040 is the source of this 1804-nucleotide messenger RNA. NCBI's taxonomy places the organism in Eukaryota, Fungi, Ascomycota, Sordariomycetes, Hypocreales, Hypocreaceae. The record is from RefSeq and is a predicted model, not a curated record.